Etheostoma cragini (Arkansas darter) is the source of this 827-nucleotide messenger RNA. Its product is annotated as chymotrypsin-like protease CTRL-1. Gene Ontology annotation, biological process: proteolysis. Gene Ontology annotation, molecular function: serine-type endopeptidase activity. The transcript is spliced from 7 exons. The annotation marks the transcript as partial. The record is from RefSeq and is a predicted model, not a curated record. Lineage: Eukaryota; Metazoa; Chordata; Actinopteri; Perciformes; Percidae.
CCUGCAGUAUGGAGUGCUACACGUGGAACUCAAAAUUAGGUGUAAGCCAGUGCCAGUAUAAAAGCCACUGUCCCACACAGGUGAAGAUCAAGAGAGUGAAUCAAGAUCGAGACAUGGCCAUGUUCUUGCUUGUCAGUUGUCUUGCCUUUGUGGCCUCUGCACUGGGGUGUGGAGUACCUGCUAUCAAGCCCCAAGUGAAUGGAUACAACAAAAUUGUGUUGGGGCAUGACGCUGUGUCUGGAUCCUGGCCUUGGCAGGUUUCACUUCAGGAUGGUAGAGGAUUCCACUUCUGUGGAGGAUCCCUGAUCAACCAGUACUGGGUUGUCACUGCUGCUCACUGCCGCGUGUCUGCUCAAAACCACCGUGUAAUCCUUGGAGAACAUGAUCGUCAGUCCAACAUUGAGCCAAUUCAAGUCAAGUCCAUUUACAGGGCCAUCAGUCACCCCUACUACAACGCCCAGAACUUCAACAAUGACAUCACCCUUCUGAAGCUGUCCUCCCCAGUUCAGAUGACAUCCCGUGUGUCUCCUGUGUGCCUGGCCUCCUCCAGCACCAACAUCCCCUAUGGAACCAAAUGUGUCACUACUGGGUGGGGCAAGACUGACCAAACCUCAAACCCCCGCUACCUCCAGCAGACUGCCCUGCCUUUGGUCAACCUUGCUGAGUGCCAACAAUACUGGGGUAACAAAAUCUCUGAUGCCAUGAUCUGUGCUGGUGCUUCUGGAGUGUCCUCGUGUCAGGGUGACUCUGGUGGCCCUCUGGUCUGUGAGAACAGUGGAGUGUGGUCUCUUGUGGGUAUUGUGUCCUGGGGAACCUCUAACUGCAAC